Molecule: messenger RNA, 2319 nt
Organism: Dreissena polymorpha
Lineage: Eukaryota; Metazoa; Mollusca; Bivalvia; Myida; Dreissenidae
Product: STING ER exit protein-like
Exons: 7
Coding region: 57-695 (212 amino acids)
Source: RefSeq, a predicted model, not a curated record
UUUAUUACAAAUAAUGCAAUACAAUUUCGCGAUUAAGAAGAAAAAGCUCCAAUAGAAUGCCAAAAGUUGUAUCUAAGUCAUUGGUUUGUACAGACACCAAAGAUGAGGAGGAAUAUCAAGGAGAGAAGCCACUGAAUGUGUAUUACUGUAUAUGUGGCCAAAUGUGUCUUAUCCUAGAUUGUCCCAUGGAGAAACUUCCACUCAGACCAAGGGAUGGUUCCAGAGUGAUCGACAGCAGUAAACAUGCUUACAAGCUCACAUGUGAUCCAGAUGAAAUAGUCUACUUGCAGAGACCAAAUGGCAUUGAAAAGCAGUACAGGCAAAAGUGCAAAAGAUGUGGACUGUGGAUAGCGUACCAUCACCAGGGUCGCAGCACGGUCAUGUUUGCCAUUGACGGGGCGCUGAAAACAGACGGAGUAAAGAAAGACGUCUACAGCCAGAUUGCUCAGCCUAAGAAGGUGACCCUGACAAAGCACACAAAAAACAUGGGCAAGUUCAGCUCCGUUACCGUGUCAACCAUGGAGGAUGAGGAGGAAGAGCUGGAAGCUAAAGAGAUAGCUGACUCGUAUGCAGCCAACGCAAAGGUGAUAGAGAAGCAAAUGCUACGGAAGGGAAUGAGCAAACGAAAACUUAUUGAACAGGCUGAACUGGAAGCAAAGAAAAUGCGCCCCAAGGGAACAUUGAUAGACAAGUGAGCAUGGUGAAGCAAUGGAGACUUGUGAACACCUUGUAGAUAUCGAGACUUGUGAACACCAUGGAGAAAUAGAGACUUGUGAACAUUUUCGAGCAAUGGAGACUUGUGAACAUUUUUGAUGGAGAAAUUCAGACUUGUGAACACCUUGGAGCAAUAGAGACUUGUGAAUACCUUGGAGUAAUACAGACUUGUGAACAUCUUUGAUUGAGCAAUUUAGGCUUGUGAACAUUUUGUAUGGAGUUAUAAAGGCUUGUGAACAUUUUUGAUGGAGCAGUGAAGGCUUGUGAACAUCUUUAAUGGAGCAAUAGAGACUUAUGAACAUUUUUAUGCCCCAAAAGGAGGGCAUAUACUGAUCGGACUGUCCGUCCGUCCAUCUGUCUGUCCGUCACACUUUGUGUUUAGGUUUAGAAAAAUGCUCAUAACUUCUAUGUCGCUUCAGAUAGCAAUUUCAUAUUUGGCAUGCAUGUGUAUAUGGACAAGGCUUUUCCAUACGCACACAAAUUUUGACCCCUGUUACCUUGACCUUGAACUUAGGGUCCGCGUUUAGGUUUCGAAAUCUGCGUUGAGGUUUUCAAAAAAGCUCAUAACUUCUAUCAAGCAUUCAUAGGGGGCAUAAGUCAUUCUAUGGUGACAGCUCUUGUUGAUGGAGCAAUAAAGGCUUGUGAACAUCUUGAAGCAAAUGAACCUUGUCAUUAUUUUCCAGUGAGAAAUGGAGACUUGUUAACAUCUACCAUUGACCAAUCAGUAAACACUUGUGUCGUGACUUUUGUAAAGUUAUUUAAAUAAUGGUGAGAGGACAUGCAUUGGAUUUUAUCAAUUUAAGUUAUUUCAUGUACCAAAUGUUAACAGACUUGACAAUGCAGUGCAGAAUGUGCAUUAUACAUGGAAUAUUUUUAACAGUUGCACCGGAAUGUGUGCUUACUAAUAGACGAAAAAAGCCAUCAAUAAGAAAGUGUUUGAUGAUAUGAGAUGUCAAGGUUGUAGCAAAAUUGUAUUGCACAUGAGCAGUUUCAAGGUAACGUUUAUUAACAAAGAAACAGCUUUGGUCAAAACACAUGUUAAAGACAAAAUUUGUUGAUGAGUUAUUUUUGUAUAGAUGUGUGCACAGGAAAAAUGAUUGGUGUUGCACAGUUUCAUCAAAACAUUACGUGAUAAAUUGACAUUCUUUAUUUGGGUCCAUUGAACGUUCCUAUGCUGAGCAUACCAAAGGAUUUCUUGGCAUGUGAACAAUCCAUUCAAUGCUUUUUAUUAUACAAACUUGAAACAAAUUAUUUAAUUGAACAAUAAUGUGAAUUAUCUUAAAUAGCUUUUGAGAAAUUGUUCAAGCCCAAAACAAAUCAUUUGAUACACAUUUUGUUUUCAUCUAUCAUAAACUUUCAAUUAAGGAUUGCUAUAAAACCUGGUUUAGUGCAUUUAGACAAUUUGCUAUUAAGAGACAGUUAGGAAAAUGGGUACUAUAUUUGGUUCCUGUGUCAUGCAUUUAAGAAUUUUUGAACUGAUUGAAACUUUUUUUUAUCAAUUUGUAUUUAAUUGAGUUAAUUUAUUUAAAUAUGUAAGGCCUUUUUGUAAAUAUCUAUGAACCUAAUACUGUGAUAUUGAAAUGUAAAUAAAUCUCGAAAAAAAUC